AAAGCAUUUGAAUGGUAUAAAAAAUCAGUUGAGCAAGGAUAUAAUGAUAGUGAAAAUUAUAAAAAAGCUUCUGGAUCAUUUGAUCAAUCAUCUGAAAAUGGAAAUCCAGAUGGAAUAUUUAAAUUAGCAUAUUGUUAUUACAAUGGAAUUGGAACUAGUAUUGAUAGGCAAGAAGCAUUUAAAUUAUACAAAAGGGCAGUAAAUUUGAAAAAAGGUACAAUCAGUUUCCCUACUACAAAAAUAGUGAUAAAAUCUAUAAAGUCCAUGAGUAAUGAUCAACAAAUUAUUCAUCAAUUGAAAUUAAAUCAUGGUUUAUUGUUUGAUGGAUAUAAAAUACAGCCAAGUAAACAAGCUAUUUUUAUGAAAGAUGGUGAAUUGAAUAUAAAGUUAUACAAUGGACAACCCAUAAUAUAUAAUAAUAUAAAUGAUUCUAUUUCUUCAGAAAAUUUUUUCAUGGACAAAGAUAAUCUUAAUAAUACAAUCGAUGUGUGUAUUAAUUUUCCAAUUGCUGAAAUUAUUUAUAGAGGCGAUUUAUUGGAAUCAUUUUCAAAAUGCACAGAUGAUGAAAAUUUAUAUAAGUUGUACGGACACUUUUUUGCAAGAAACAUUCUAAUUGGUAGUAAAUUAUUUAUUAAAAAUUUAAAUUUGGCCACUCAAGCACAAAUUGAUGUUUUAAAAUUUUAUUUAUUCUGUGCGUAUAAUUCAGCUAAACAUUCUAUAGAAAUUCCGGUCAAUAAUUUUUUUACCUUAAACCUCUUACCAAAAAUAGUAACAUUAGAUGGUGAAGAGUUGAAUACUCAUAAAAAGCUGGUCAAAUGGAUGAAUAAUUUGUAUCAAGAGGGAGAGAAAAGCAUUUUUAUAAUUUCUUAUGAUAAUUUUAUUCCCAUUUCUCAGUUAAAAAACAAUAUUGUAUCAUCAGUAGAUGGCUUUUUUAACGAGAAUCAUUAUGAAAUCUCUAAUUUUAAAGAAAAUAUAAGUUUAGAAGAGUGGGUUAGAGAUGCAGUUAACAAUAAUCUAGUGAGUUGGAUCAGAGAUUUCCAUCUUUUUCAAGGAUUGAUACUUGAUAAAGAUUAUGAGAUGGAGAUUAGCAAGAAAAUUCCCAUUACUUUUACCAAGAUUCCCAAAAUUAAACCAAGAAAUUCAUCUUAUUUGAAAAUUAUGAAACCUUCAACAAAAGUGGAAAAUUUCUUGAUAUCCAAUAAUAUUUAUUCGCCUUAUAAUUUAAACUCAUUUCCAUUUAUCAAAGAUAAUAGUAUUAAAAGUAAUAAUGGUAAAAAUGAUGAGAAUAGUACUCAUGUUCUAAUCAAUUGUGAACAAUAUGAAAUUCUAUUAAAUAAAGACAAUAUAAAACCUACACAAAAGCUUGAAUAUGCUAUAGAAGAAGCACUUAAUAGCAUGAAACCGUUAAAAGCUUUACAAGAUAUAUUUGAUGAAUAUGGUCAAUUAUUCCCACAAAGAAUUAUUUUGGGAAGAUCUAUUAAAAAUAUUUUACCAACUUCUAUUGCACCUGAGACCAUUGAUAUAAAAACAGAAUCGUUAACGUUAACGCCACGUUUAGACAAAUUAAAUAUUUCAUAUUUUUUAACGCCAAAAGGAAGAAUUAUUGAAAAUAAUGAUUUACCUAAUUGGAUUCAAAAUCCAAAUAAUUUGGAAAUUAUUGAAUUUGAUGAAAUCGAACCAUUUUACAAAAUUCUUAAAGAGGAACAACAAAUGAAAAUAGAUGAUUUGUUAAAAGAUAAUUAUAGAAUAUUGAUGACAGGAAUUACUGAUUUGAGAGAUUUAGAUAAUAAUGAAGUUGAGUAUCACAAACGCAUAAAUAUUGAACCAUUAUUAGAAGAUGAAGAUUAUGAAGUAUAUGGAUCAAUUGUUUCAAAAAAUAAUUCAAGAUUAGAAGGAAUUUAUGUUAAUUUUGGAUCGUAUGACAUUAAUGGAUUUUUUGCAAUGAUAAAAAAAUUAGAAGAAACAAGUAUCAAUAUAAAAGAAUGUCGCAUUCUAUGGAUGAUUGUUGAAAAACCCUCAAAAUUAUUGGUUUUUAGUCCAAAUAAUCGAGAAUUUCAAGUUGAAUGUAUUAAAGAAUCUAUUAUAUUACAAUCUGAUAAAUCAAAUUAUUACAUCAAACCUUCUUUUUCUUUAUCUCAAGGAUACACUAUUUUUGUUCAUGCAUAUUGUCCAUCGACCAAUUAUGAGCCUGAUAAUAUUAUUAAGUUAGUUAAAUGGUCACAUAAUUCAAUUAAAUUUCAAGUAACCAAACCAUUUUAUAACGAAUCAAAUAAUAAUUUUUCAACAGAUAAUGAAGAGGAUAUUAAUUUAGACUUACGUAUUUGCGUUCUAUGUUCAGAUUAUAAGAAUUUGAAGUUUGAUAAUAAAAAUGAGGGAGGAUUUUCUUUAGACUUAACUGGUUAUGUUUUAACUAAAGAUAAUUUUAAUG
This is a messenger RNA of Rhizophagus irregularis DAOM 181602=DAOM 197198, 2428 nucleotides long. RefSeq lists its product as uncharacterized. Gene Ontology annotation, molecular function: protein binding. The record is from RefSeq and is a predicted model, not a curated record. Lineage: Eukaryota; Fungi; Glomeromycota; Glomeromycetes; Glomerales; Glomeraceae.